Messenger RNA from Galleria mellonella (greater wax moth), 1991 nucleotides. RefSeq lists its product as uncharacterized. The record is from RefSeq and is a predicted model, not a curated record. Lineage: Eukaryota; Metazoa; Arthropoda; Insecta; Lepidoptera; Pyralidae. Gene Ontology annotation, biological process: sleep; positive regulation of voltage-gated potassium channel activity; regulation of synaptic transmission, cholinergic. The coding region runs from base 225 to 665 and encodes 146 amino acids. The transcript is spliced from 3 exons.
UGUCGAACGAGGAAUGUGUUAACCUAAUUCCUUGUUCUUGGAACGUAGUGGUUACAAGUGGUUGUAGAAACUACUUGCUUGUUAGACAUAUUCUCUGUAAUCUGUAUUACUCUGUUGUAUUAAGUAUUCUAGUCUAAAUAAAAUUACUUUUGGAUAUGAAAAUUUAAUUGUUAUAUUUUUAUUUGUUGUUUUAAUACUUUAAUUACGGGUGAAAAAAUACUAAUAUGAAUUAUAUGUUGAUUGUAAGCGUUUUCUUCGCGUUAUUUUUAUGGAAGGAAGCAUAUUGUUUAAAUAAGAGAUGUAUAAAAUGCAGAUCAAGAGGUGAAUUGGGUUCCUGCGGAGACCCUUUCCCGUUCAAUGUAACAGAACCAGAGGCUGAGUUUGGUAUUCAUGUGAUGGCCUGCCCCUCAGGGUGGUGUGCCAAGAUGCUUGAAGGUGUUAGCGGUGCUCUGCGAUCAGAUGAUUAUGGAGCAGCGACCGAACGAAUGUGUCUUCAGAGACCACCAAGUGAUUAUGAAGAAAGAUGUGCAUAUACUAUGUGGAAUCACAAAAAAGUUUAUAUGUGCUUUUGCAAUGGUGAUCUCUGCAAUUCUGCAUCUAAAGUUAAUGUACUUAGUUAUAUUAAUUUAGUAACAAUUUUUUAUACACUAUACAAUUGCUUAUAGGACAAAAAUGCAAUAUGCAUAAAAUAUCAUAGAAAUGUGAUAUGAAUUUAUAUUAGAUAGAUUGUUUAUUCUAUUUAAUUUUGUAACUCCGUCCAUGUUUUUAAAGCUCUUUAUAAUGUCACUAAAUAAUGUUUUUUUUUUUCAUUUUGUACCUACUAUUUGUGUAUGAAAUAUAUUGUAAAAGUUAAGAAAUAUUGUAUUGUAUUAUAAUUUUUAUAUUUAAUUUAUGUGUAGCUCUAAUAUUAUGAUCCUAUUAGAGAAAACAAUCUCAAAUAAUAAUACUCUGAUAAGAAAAUGACUUUUUUUAUCUUAAUGAUUUUAGUUAUUAUUACUGAGUUGAUUGAGAUAAUAAAUUUGUUCUUAAUAGUUAUAAUUAUUUACAGUUCAAUGUAAUCUCGUUUUUUUCUCAAUAAAUUUUCGUUUUAAAUACCUAUAUAUAAUUUAUCGAUGUAUACAAUAUCUAAAGGAACAACAAACUAAGACGAAAUAACAUAUUUCUACAUAUUUGAAUGAAAUUGAAUGUAAUUCUGGACAUCAUUUUCUUAAAGUUUUUGUAUUAUGUUUCUUUGUCUUUACUCAUAUUUCUAAAAUAUAGGUUUAUAUUAUACCUUAUUUUGUUUAUAAAUAAGUAUUUUAUGAAGUCUUCCAUUAUUUUUAUUUCUCAAAAGUUUGCUGGGAAAAUGUUUUUUAAUAAUCGUUGAGUCUGCUUUAUGCAGUUUGUAUAAACUAUUCUAUUGUAGUUAUUAUAUCAGUCGUUAACUGUCACGUUUUGAACAUAGACAUUUCUUAUAAGGGGGGAGAGGUGCCAGUUGUUGCCAUGCUUGUAGGUAAGUUGGCAACCACAGACUUUGGCGAUGUGUUAAGAGGGGCCCUGCUUCAUCCCUCGACCUUUGUCGCCUCUUACGACAACCAUGAAAAAUAAAGGCGUGAUUCAUUCUAUGCCCGGUCUACACGGUACAUAUUAGCAAUUAUAUAUUUUAUUAAAGUUCAAUACACUUGGUUUAAAUUAAAAUUGUAUAAUUCCAUUAUCUAAUAUUAUAUUGCUAUAAGCUCUGUUACCUGUACCUGUAUGUUGUCAUGUAUAUACUUAAUAGACUGUCUCUUAUGUAUUUAAUUAAUGUAUAAAUAAAAAAAUAAAAAAGUCUGAUUUAAAAUCUUAAAUUGAUAACAAGAUAUAUUAAUAUUUUAAAAUUGUUUAUCAAGGUGCUCAAAUGUAUAUUCUAUUGAACUUAGUAAUAUUAUUAUGAUUAUUUUCUAAAGUUUGUCUACAGUAUUUAACAAAUAAUAUAUCACUAGCUAUGUAAACAAGUAAAAGGGAUGGUUUCA